AAUAAUAGGUCUCAACUACCACAUUGUGGCAGAAGAAAUAUGAAGGACCCCCACCGUCAUCAUAAGAAUGAGAAGGGCUCCUGUAAUUGAUGACUCUCAUACUGAGGGAUUCUGGGGUUAGCACCUACUCGUGGUCAGGAUAAACAGAUCCCAUGUCCUCAUCCGGGAGGGACCUUCAGCAUGAAGAAGAUCAGCCUUAAGACGAUCAGAAAGUCAUUCAAUAUAAAUAAGGGUAAAGAAGAUGGAGACUUUGUCAUGCUUCAGCAGCCAAGUUUAGCUGCAGAGUUCCCAAAAGAUGAUUCUCUUUUUGGAGGUUGUUACACCAAAGAGCUUUCUGGUUGUGACCUCAAUGGUGAGGAAGAAAAGGGACACAAAAGUCGGUCCAAGAGCGAAAGUCUAAUGGGUACCCUGAAAAGGAGGUUGUCGGCUAAACAGAAAACUAAAGGCAAAGGCAGCUCGGCGGUGGGCUCCGGGGACGAUGACGACACUUUCUCCUCUUCAUCAGUGCCCAUAAGCUUUAAUGAAGUAAAAGCCCAGAGACCCCUAAGAUCUUCAUCCCUCCGUAGCCAUCAUUACAGCCCUUCCCCUUGGCCUCUCAGGCCCGUCAAUUCUGAGGAAGCAUGUAUUAAGAUGGAAGUGAAGGUAAAAGCCAUGGUCCAUUCCCCCAACCCAAGUCCUUCCCUCAACGGGAUCAGAAAAGAGUUCCACGACAUACAGAUGGAAGGACUUUUUCCCGACCAAGGAGAGUCUCUGAAGAAUCUGGAGCCUCAGAAUGGUGAUUUGCAUCUGAACAUUGAAGAACAUGUGCCUGUAGUCAUUGGACUUACACCUCAGGACUACAUCCAGUACACCAUGCCUUUAGAUGAGGGAAUGUACCCAGAUGGAUCGCACUCUUUUUGCUUGGAUGGUCCCUCGCCCAUGGAAGUCGUCGAGCAUGUAGAGGGUGAUUCGUUGCCUAUGGUUCAGAGUCAAGAUGACCAUGAUCUCAUGUCAUCAGAUAUUCUGAUGGACCAGGCUGUGAACGGACUGCUCAUCGGUACCACUGGGGUGGUCCUUCAAAACUCCAGAGCUGAAACUCCUCAGCUUUCUCCUUCUCUCUCCCCUCUUUCAAGCAGUGAGAUUCCCAGGACCUAUUCAGGGUUCAGCGGUGCAGAAUCUCACGUUGUCGAGAGGGUGAGACAUCAUCUGAACUUUGACCCUAAUUCUGCUCCGGGUGUUAGCAGGGUGUAUGAUUCAGUCCAAAGUAGUGGACCUAUGGUUGUAACGAGCCUUACGGAAGAGCUUAAAAAACUUGCCAAGCAGGGUUGGUACUGGGGUCCCAUCACACGCUGGGAGGCAGAGGAAAAGCUUUUGAACCUUCCAGAUGGCUCUUUUUUGGUGCGUGACAGCUCUGACGAUAGGUACCUCCUUAGUCUGAGCUUUCGAUCGCAAGGCAAGACUCUCCAUACAAGGAUCGAACAUUCAAAUGGCAGGUUCAGUUUUUAUGAGCAGCCUGAUGUCGAGGGUCACACGUCCAUAGUAGACCUCAUUGAGCACUCGAUGAAAGACUCUGAAAAUGGUGCAUUUUGUUACUCCAGAUCCCGCUUACCAGGAUCUGCCACGUACCCAGUCAGACUGACAAAUCCUGUUUCACGGUUCAUGCAAGUCCGUUCGCUGCAAUACCUGUGCCGAUUUGUUAUUCGUCAGUAUACUCGGAUAGAUCUGAUUCAGAAACUGCCUUUACCAAACAAAAUGAAAGAUUACUUGCAGGAAAAGCACUACUGAACUGCUUGCAGUAGGGCACAGUAUAAAAUUGCACUUUUUAGUUCAGUGAUGACUUAUUUAAAGGUUUACAAACAUUAAUGGAUGAAACGAUUGA
This is a messenger RNA of Chanos chanos (milkfish), 1858 nucleotides long. It is a transcript of the gene socs6a, whose product is annotated as suppressor of cytokine signaling 6a. Gene Ontology annotation, biological process: phosphatidylinositol phosphate biosynthetic process; intracellular signal transduction; regulation of growth. The record is from RefSeq and is a predicted model, not a curated record. The coding region runs from base 181 to 1764 and encodes 527 amino acids. The transcript has 2 exons. Lineage: Eukaryota; Metazoa; Chordata; Actinopteri; Gonorynchiformes; Chanidae. Gene Ontology annotation, molecular function: 1-phosphatidylinositol-3-kinase regulator activity. Gene Ontology annotation, cellular component: phosphatidylinositol 3-kinase complex.